Paramuricea clavata is the source of this 13452-nucleotide messenger RNA. The record is from the annotation of a GenBank genome assembly. NCBI's taxonomy places the organism in Eukaryota, Metazoa, Cnidaria, Anthozoa, Malacalcyonacea, Plexauridae.
ACAUCACAUUGGUAGGACGUACCAUGGUCUUUGGCCUUGUGCUGAUAUAAACUCUCAAUAUCAGGGAACUGUUUGUUGCAUUUGUCACAAACAAAAUGAUCAUCACUCUGUAUCUCACUGGUAUGUCCUUGACCUUGAAUAAUUUCUUUGCCACAGGUGUGGCAGAAUAAUAAGCCAUCUCGCAAGUGUGAUCUCCAGUGAUGUUUGAAACUUUGUCGGUGUGUGAAUGUUUUCUUGCAGAUAUCACACUCAAAACUUUGAUUUCUCUUGUGUGCCGAUGUUUUAUGUUGUGUUAACUUGUGUGAUUCUGAAAAUCUCUUGUUGCAAAUGUCACAUUUGUAAGGUUUGUCUCUAGUAUGCAUACUUUUAUGUCUACCUAAGGUGAUCAUUUGUGAAAAUCUCUUCUUGCAAACAUCACAUUCAUAAGGUUUGUCUCCAGUGUGUGUUCUCUUAUGACCUGCUAAGUUGCUGGAUUGAAAAAAUCUCUUGUUGCAAACAUCACAUUCAUAAGGUUUGUCUCCAGUAUGCAUACUUUUAUGUCUAGCUAAGUUGCUCAAUUGUGAAAAUCUUUUGUUGCAAACAUCACAUUCAUGUUUCUCUCCAGUAUGUGUUCUCUUAUGAAUGGUUAAAGCGCUUGAGUGUGAAAAUCUUUUGUUGCAAACAUGGCAUUCAUAAGGUUUCUCUCCAGUGUGUGUUCUCUUAUGACGUGCUAAGUUGCUUGACUGCGAAAAUCUUUCGUUACAAACAUCACAUUCAUAAGGUUUCUCUCCAGUAUGUGUUCUCUUAUGAAUGGUUAAAGCGCUUGAGUGUGAAAAUCUUUUGUUGCAAACAUCACAUUCAUAAGGUUUGUCUCCAGUGUGUGUAUACUUUUAUGUCUAGCUAAGUUGCUCAAUUGUGAAAAUCUUUUGUUGCAAACAUCACAUUCAUGUUUCUCUCCAGUAUGUGUUCUCUUAUGAAUGGUUAAAGCGCUUGAGUGUGAAAAUCUUUUGUUGCAAACCAACUUGCUUGGUCGUAAAAAUCUUUUGUUACAAACAUCACAUUUAUAAGGUUUCUCUUCAGUGUGUGUUCUUUUAUGUCUUAGCAAUGAGCUUCUCUGUGAAAAUACCUUGUUACAAACAUCACAUUUCCUAGACAUGGUUUCAGGCUUUCAGCUUUUGAUCUUUCCCACGUAUGCUCAGACGCGCGCUCAAAUUUCGAUUAAAAAUAUCACCCAACUGUUCUCUCGAGUCUGUCUUUAUUGAAUCUUUAUAAUACUUUGGUUCUUACACAAUUUCUGAUCAUAAAAAUGAGAAUAUUCAGAGACACAGUUUGCAAACAACACGAGUAUCAAAAUAUGGCGCCCAGAAAGAAUUUAUAUGGUGUUUCCACUUUACAAAAACAAAAAUAAUCGAUGGCGAGAUUUCGCAACAGAUACAAACAUACAGUCACAGAAUAAGGUACACAGAAGGUCGACUCGAGUAACGCUGCCACGCCAUGAUUCAUCAUCAAAAUGCUGACGCCAUGGUCCUAGCCAGUGCGGGUUUGAGAGGCAUUCCCCCCUGGACAUCCGCCAUUUUGAAUGAUAUCAGGGGGGUGAAUGCCUCUCAGACGCGCACUGGCUAGGACCAUGGCGUCAGCAUUUGAUGACGAAUCACGAGUUACGCCAAAAUCAUAGGAAAAUCAUAGGAAAAACGAAGAAGUCGGCCAGUGCUUCCAUUUUCAAGGAAAUUUCCUUUUCUAAGGAAAUUCUAGUGUCGAAAAGGAAAAUCCAAGGAAGAGAAAAAAUCUAAGGAAAUCUAAGGAUUUUUUCCGAACAACUUAAAUAUUCAUCCAAGUGCAUUAGUGCAGACGAAAGUUUCACUAUUUCUUGACUUUUUGAGUGAAUUAUCAAUUAUGUUUAAUUAAAAAUCUGUUUUUAACUUUUCCUCGUGUUUCCGAAAACUUUCGAAAGUUUUUGAGCGAUAGGAUUUAGUAACUUUUGGUGCCAAACACUGUGAAUAAUUAAUUAUUUAUAUCAAUGGGAAGGUAUAUGUUGUAAAAGCAUAACAAAUAUUUAAUUUUAAACAGUGUAAUAGCCUGUGGUUUUUUAGCUAGCAAUCAUCUUUGUUAAUUGUGCUAUUUUCUGCCUUUAACAUUGAUUAAAUCCUUUGUAUCGCUACAAAAACACUGCAAACCGCCUAAUGAAAUUUCAAGGAAUUUUCAAGGAAAUUAUGUAUACAAUCUAAGGAAUUUAGGGAAAUUUUGAUGAUAAAAAUGAGAAAUUUUGAUUUUUAAAAUGGAAGCACUGAAGUCGGCCUUCUGUGUACCUUAUUCUGUGAUACAGUACUGUGAUGAAUGGAGAAUAAAAGCAAAAACACAAACGAAAAAUUAAAUUAACCCACCCUCAUGGUACAGGAUGGAGUCUUUUGAGCAGACGAAACUGAUACAUCUUUCUCGCAGCGAUUUGUUUUGCCAAACCAAAACAAACCAAUCAGUGUUUCAUGUUUUAUAUUUCACUAUUGUGGAAGCCAUAUUUGCGCUAGAUGGUAACUCUUAUAUAACAAAAUGGCUGAUAGUGAUGUAUUUUGAAAUACAGAGUGAGGUCGCACUGUUUCAAAGGUUGUUGCUGAUUGGUUCAUAGGUGUAAUGUGGUGGUCGUGGUGGGCGGCCAAUCAUAUCGAGUUCUGAUAAAAGCUUAUUCAAACAUUAACUAACACAUUAAAUAUUAAUUUAUUGCUAAAAAUGGGGCAAUAAUAGUGAAAAUGAAUCGUCAUACACUUUGAUAUCAACAUAAUUACAUUACACUCUUGGACAUAUUUCAUUCGAUUUAUGAGUUUAAUUAUAAAUGCAAGUGGAUGCUAUGGUCGACCUAGCAAUGCAUUGAUAUUGCUGAAUUAUAAAGGUUAAUACUCUAUUUUUUAAGAAAUUUUACAAUGUACUGAAUCUAGUAAGGCUAGUAUAAUAUAUAUAGCAGUUGUGGUAGUGUGGCAGUAGUGUGGCAGUAGUGUGGCAGUAGUGUGGCAGUAGUGUGGCAGUAGUGUGGCAGUUACAGUGUGGCAGUAGUGUGGCAGUAGUGUGGCAGUACUGGUAGAGGUGUAGAGUAGCAGUUGAGGUGGUGGCGGUGGUAGCAAGCCAAUAGUAUUUGUGAUAUAUAAUGGUUGUUUUCAUAUUAAUAAUAUUACUCUAAAAAAAUAAAAUUUGCAGGAUAGUACAAAUACAAUAUAUAUGCAGCAGUAGCAGUUGAGGUAGUGAGGCGGUGGUGGCAGUGGUGGCGAUGGUGGCGGUGGUGGCGGUGGUAGCAAGCCAGUAGUAUUUGUGAUAUAUAAUGGUGUUUUCAUAUUAAUAAUAUUACUCUAAAAAAAUAAAAUUUGCAGGAUAGUACAAAUACAAUAUAUAUGCAGCAGUAGCAGUUGAGGUAGUGAGGCGGUGGUGGCAGUGGUGGCGAUGGUGGCGGUGGUGGCGAAGGUGGCGGUGGUAGCAAGCCAAUAGUAUUUGUGAUAUGUAAUGGUGUUUUAAUAUUAAUAAUAUUACUCUAAAAAAAUAAAAUUUGCAGGAUAGUACAAAUACAAUAUAUAUGCAGCAGUAGCAGUUGAGGUAGUGAGGCGGUGGUGGCAGUGGUGGCGAUGGUGGCGGUGGUGGCGGUGGUAGCAAGCCAGUAGUAUUUGUGAUAUAUAAUGGUGUUUUCAUAUUAAUAAUAUUACUCUAAAAAAAUAAAAUUUGCAGGAUAGUACAAUACAAUAUAUAUGCAGCAGUAGCAGUUGAGGUAGUGAGGCGGUGGUGGCAGUGGUGGCAGUGGUGGCGAGGGUGGCGGUGGUGGUGGCGGUGGUAGCAAGCCAAUAGUAUUUGUGAUAUAUAAUGGUUGUUUUAAUAUUAAUAAUAUUACUCUAAAAAAAUAAAAUUUGCAGGAUAGUACAAAUACAAUAUAUAUGCAGCAUUAGCAGUUGAGGUAGUGAGGCGGUGGUGGCGAAGGUGGAGGUGGUAGCAAGCCAAUAGUAUUUGUGAUAUAUAAUGGUUGUUUUGAUGUUAAUAAUAUUGCUCUAAAAAAAUAAAAUUUGCAGGAUAGUACAAUAGAUAUGCAGCAGUAGCAGUUGAGGUAGUGAGAAUGGUAGUAUGGUGAAGGCAGGGCCAUUCCUAGCGCGAUAAUUGGGGUCGGGGGGUAUAUUCAUAUAUUCGUGUUCUGCCAAGGCCUCGAAAUAAGUGCCAGUCACUGACCGGUAAAAAGUCACAGUUUGACCGGCAAAUCUUGUCGCCUGGCGGACAUACGUGACCAGUAAAUUUUUUAAUAAAAAAGUACAUUAAAAAAUGGAGCAGAUUUUAAUUUCCAAUUUUCCAAAGAAGCGUAUAUGUCCGUCUACAGUGCAGGCAAAUAAUGGCGGCGAAGUGACACAUUUUGUCAUACAUGCAGAUACGAUAUACCACAAGCAUUGUACCUAAGGGGCGGAUAAUUUGACUUUGGGGGGGGGGUUGGAAGAUUUCAAAAAAAAUAUUCCUGCAACCCAAGGAGAAAGAAAGAAAAAAUCAUGCAGCAUACAAUCGAGAAAAAAAAUAUCAUGCAAAAAGGGGCGCUCAAAAAAAUAUUCUUGCAUGUAAAUCUACUGAAGCUUUUCACUUCAGUAUUGUAUCCACAGGCUUGAAAGAUUUUGCAUUUUUGAGCAGCUAGCACAUUUGCUUAAAAGAACACUGGGUAAACAGUGGACAGCAUCACAGGGAUAGCCAGUCGGACAUUCCCUGGCAAAAUUGUUGCCCUUUCUAUAAUAAACAGAAAAAUACAUGGGCAUGGGCGUCAAUCCUUGGGAAUGGGGUGGGGGGGGGCAUGUCCCGCAGUUUUUGGAGUAGGGGGGACGAAUAUCUAAUUAUCCCCCCCCCCACACUUUUUGACAUGUUUAAUGAAAUUUUGUUUCUUGGUUAUCUAAAAACCUAAUGCAUGGUCAUUGCUGUUCUUCAAAAAUUGUGAAUGAAUGGAAGACAUUUAAUAAGAAGUACAACGUAUGAUCUUUCUGUAGCCGCUCGGAGCAAGUACUGAUAUCUCAUAUGUAAAAUUGUAAAUAUUUAAAAAUAAUUGCGUCUUAACUGUGUCGUCUAACCCUACAAGGUUAUUACAGUUAGCUUGCACCUUCAUAUUAUGUAAUAUUUAAUGAAGAGAAGCAGUGGCGGACGCUAGGGGAGGGGGCGAGGAGUGGCCCGAGCCCCCCCCCCCGAUAAUUUUAAAAGACUGUAAAAAUCUUGUACCAAAUAACACAAAUCACACUCAUAUAACGUAAUUGUCAUAUCAAAUAAUAACUAUUAGAUAAAACUUAAGCUAAAGCAGUAAGCAAUAUACCAAACAAUAUAAUAAUAUACGUUUCUGUACUGUACAUGACACAACAUACGCAUUUUAUACAUUCUUUUUGACGGAUACUAGGAGGUCAACUUUUUGCAACAGGCACUUCUUUAAAUGUCAUUGUCGAUUUUUUGUUGUUUUUGAAGCUUAUACUAGUCUUUAGCAGCAAAAUUUUCUGCUGCACAAUAAUAUUUGAAUGCGUAUUAAACUAUUAUGCUCAAAAACAACGGAUAAUUCAAUUAACAUUCCAAUUUUAAUUAUGUUAACAAAAACAAAAGCGUGCGCAGCGAAUAAAUUUCACUCACUCAGAAAUGGUAAUAAUCAUGUAAAUAUUUUCUCUGAAAUGUUGUUUUUCUAUGCUUUGCAUGUGAUUUAUAACUGAAUUAAUGCCGACCAUUAAAACAGUGUUUUGAAAACCUAGUUUUUACAAAAUGUGUUCUCAGAAUGCUGCAAAUGCCAUUUCUGGGAUCCAAAUUUUAAAAUUUUUCCGUGCCUUUGGCACGAGCCCUCCCCCAAAUAUUUCGUAAAGUGUCCGCCACUGAAGAGAAGUUAUAUGUAAAUUUCCAGGUGCUAAUAAAUAUUGAUUAAUAACUGAGUUUCCCUUACAUAGAUGAUUAUCAUCAAAAUAAGGCAAAUAGAUCGGAAGAGCAAUAGAGUGAGGACAUGUUCAUCGAGAGUAACGUCUGUUUACAGGCUAGGACAUGUUGGUUUCUAGAGUGUUUCUCACAUGGUUAACAUUCUCACGUGGAUUUAAGAUCAGCACAUUGUAAUAUAACUUUAUAAGUGCCUCCAAAACGCUGGGAAUGCCGUUUCAGUGUACCAAAAUUUAAAAAAAAAUCGGGUAGCAUGCCUCCGGACAUUCAUAAUUUGGAGUCCGUCCCCCCCCUCCCCCACUUUUUGGGACUUCGUGUUGAACAUGAUAUCUCACUUGUUUGCUGCGCUCACUUGUGAGAUAUCAUGUUCAACACUCUCUAUCUAUUAACUAUACAGGGUGUAUAAAAAAAAAGCAACCUCGGAAUUUCCUAAGAAAUCACUUUGCAUUCUUAAGCAUAAAAGAUUUUAGGCCCCUGGGAAUUGAAAUCAAAUUGCUAAUAGAUCAUAUUACCGUCGUUUUGCAUUAAAUAAAUUUUGCUUUAUGCAACUCGCGUGUGCAGUAAUUUUGACAGUUGUGCUAUUUUAAAUUCCCAGGCGCCUAAAAUCUUUUGUCUUUAAUUUAAAACAAUGUCGAUUUCUCGGGAAAUUCCGAGGUUGCAUUUUUUUUAUACACCCUGUAUAUGGCUACGCUAAAUAUUUCAAUACAGACAAUGGAUUGCAAUAAUUUGCAAAACAGUUAUGUCAUAGGUGGUUAUGUUUUCAGAAGUUUAUGUUUUUGAUUGGUUGGUUGCGUGCGUCUCCCAGCACACAUACUUUAUGACCGGGCCCUAGAAAGCACGUUUUCCCAUGACAUAUUUUUAAUAGUAUUACAUUCUUUUGUAAAUAAAUUAUUUUGCUGGUGGUGUUACAUGUUGUGUUUUUAAGUUACGUAGCGACAUGAGCUAUGGGUAAGUGCAUGGGCUGAGAUAUCACAAAAUAAUAUCCCAUUUGUGCUGUCUUCUAUACUUUCAAUAUCAUUAGUAAAAAUGUUAUCAAUUAAUGUGGCAGUGUGUUGUGUGAUUCUUGUUGGUCUUAAUGUAAGUGGGAAAAAUGAAGACGUAAACAUUUGUUCAAGAAAUCUGCUAGUAUAAAUCACAAGAUUCUGAUUUCAACAGAUCUGUAUUAAUUAAUGAAAUCUCCCAUGAGCUGGCCUAUCUUAUUUUCUUUGUCUAUUUUGCCUAGUAUCUGAUUCAUUAUAUUUUCAAACAAAUCAAUUUUAUUAUUUGGCGGUCUGUAUAUUACCCCUAUUAGGGACCGGUCGUAAAGUAACUGCUAGGGUGGGCUGGAGUUUUUUGGGAUGGGCCAUGGAAAAUCUUUGGGCAGUUUUUUUUUGUAUGUCCACGGUUGGGCCACCAAACAAAAACCAAUAUAUUAUAUAAAGAUAUUAAUAAUAAAAGUAAACAAAACUAUCCAAAUGCAAAUGAUGCUAUUGAAGCCAGUACUUUGUUUUAUCAAACAAGAAGAGGUGGUCGAAUCACAGCAAAUACAACCAAAUGGAGAACAGCUCAGUAUCGUAAUUGGUGAUGAAUGUGUUGGUCAAGCUUGGUGGAAUUACGUAUGUCAAUACAGUUCCAGUGUAUAUUUACAAUGUUCAUACCUUCAAAUUUUUUUUUUAUAAAAGUGUAUUUCCCCAAUUUAGAUUGGGCGGGUGGGUCAUGAAAUAAAUUUGGUAAGAUUAGAUGGGCUUUGAAAUUUUUAUCUACAUCCUAAGAUGGGUCACCAAACUUAUUGGAAAAAUUUGUGAUUUACCUCCAGCCCACCCUAGCAGUUACUUAUGACCAGUCCCUUAAUAGUAAUACGUUUCACCAACAGCUGUAACGAGUUUUAUGAAUAUGGAUUCAAUUGUAGUUUACCGCUACGAUUCAUGAUGAUAAAUACAGUAAGUAAGUAAGUAAGUAAGUAAGUAAGUAAGUAAGUAAGUAAGUAAGUAAGUAAGUAAGUACAAGUAAGUAAGUAAGUAAGUAAGUUUGCAAAAGUCCUCAUUAAUAUUAUCAUUUAGCCACGUCUCAGUUCAGUUAAACCUAUUAUGUCUAAUGGUAUGUUUAAUUAAUGAUUUGGUUUACUCCUUCAAAGAGUCAAAUUUAUUAACUAUUAUGCUUCUUGUAUUUAAGUGUAACAUCGAAAAGCUUUCGUUGAGAUUCGCCUUGUUGGUAAAUUUAUUGAAAUCAUUUGGUAAACUUAAUAUUCACAGUUGUUUAUUAUUGUUUUUUUCCAUAUUUGCGUUGUUUUCAGAUUUAUAGGCAAUAUUAUUAAAACGAGUGUCGAAAGGGUUAAAUUUCAAAUGCCUUAGCCUAUAUCCAUAUCGUUUUCACUGAUAUUUUUUCGUUUAAAACGGUAAAUUAAUACUCUAAAUCGUCAAGUGUGUGGUAGUAUUAUUAUUAUUAUUAUUAUUAUUAGUAUCAGAUAAGCAAUUUUGACACAUGUCAAUAGUGUUAUUUGUAUUGGAGUCAAAUGACUUUGCGCAAGCAGACACAGCGUGAAACAAUUUUUCACAUGUGAGACAUUGACAUUCAAUAUAUUUUUGUGUUUCUUGAAUUAUUUUGAAGCAGGAAUAGCAUUUUUUCUUGUGCUUAUUUUUACCAGUAGCCAUUUAGAAAGUAGUUUUGUCCAAUGUUAAAUUAGAUUUUCAAAACACACCGCAAUAUACAUGACAUAGUAUUAAGUGAGUGUUUGUAUUAACGUGUAUUAGUAUUAUUAAAAACUUGCCCUUCAAUAAUCAAUUUAUCCUUAACAAUUCUUGAUUGUUUUCCCGCAGCUCUUGCCUUCUUCAAUUCAGGGAAGCAGCUCUUGCCUUCUCCGUUACGGCCAAUUCGAUGAGAUCGGUCAAUCUUGACAUGCUUACGCUUACGUGCGUCUUCGAUUUGAAGUAAUGAACGAUUUCUAUCUUUUGCUCUAAGAGAUCAUGUAUAAUUUCCGUUGUAUUCUCCUUCUCGUGUUCGGGUAUGUUGAAGAACAACAGGUUGUCGCGCAUAGACCUCGCUUGUUAUAAAGUCUAUUAUCUUGUUGCGCAUAGACUGUAUAUUAGCAUAUCGCAUGUCAAUAGCAAUAUAAUUUCGUUUUGGAAAGUGAUUUUGUAUAGAUUUUAUUGAUAUUAUAUCGAUUUAACUCAUAAAAUAUGCUUCGCAAGUCAACUGUUAUAUUUAUAUCAUGAUUAUCGCGGAUAUUAUAUAUUUAACUCAUGAAUUUAUUUAUCGCACCUUGAAACUACACACUUGACUUGUUAGUGAUACUGAUAUCAUGUGUCUAUUCAUGAUUUCGUUUUGGGAAGUGAUUUUGUAUCGAUUUAAUUAAUAUUGUAUCGAUUUAACUCAUAAAAUAUUCUUCGCAGCUCAGUUGUUAUAUUUACAAACAGGCAAUUGCCGCGGAUAUUAUAUAUUUAACUCAUGAAUUUAUUCAUCGCACUCGAUCUUUCUCGAGUCUCGAAGCGAGAUUCAAACGGAAGUAAGAAAGGCCUCUAAAGUGAUUCUGUGAUUCGUCGACCACCACGACCACCAAUUAACAUGCUCUAGCCAAUGGCGUUAGACCUUGCAAACGGUGCGACCUAACAGCAUUCUUUGCUAAAAUGUGUACCAGGAAUACUGAAAUCUUUCAGAUCAGCUACCAAUUCCCUUUAUAACUUAUGUAGCCAACUGUUCUAUCAAUUUCUGUUCAGAUUAAACAAAUGAUGGAUAAAAUAUUGUUCUAUCAAUUUCUGUUCAGAUUAAACAAAUGAUGGAUAAAAUAUUAGUUUAGAUUCUUUAAAAAAAAAUGAGCUUGCCUAUUUUGAAAGCAUAAAAAGCAAUAAAAUAAAGCAAAAGUACUUAUUUUUAAUUUAAAACCUUUGGAUUGCAUAGCUUAAUGUUCCACUAAAUAUUACAAAGUUUUUGUUCAUUGAAAUGUUGUUUUAUCAGCUUUAAAACCAGAUAAAUACACGAAGCACUCCUAUAAAUAUAUGUCGCCAUAUUGAUUUUUUCGCGCAUGCUCCAUACAAAAUGCCCAGCUGUUGGUGAAGGCUAUUUCAGAUACGGUAGAGCACCCAACCUCGUUCCCAGGGUAUUUGCUCUUGGGAAGCAAAGACCCUGGUGGACGCUGGUCACGUGAUCUGCUAAAAUCUAGCAGAUUUUUAAUUAGCGUUGUUUUGUCAAUCUGGGAGGGGUGGGAAUGUAGUAGUUGACAUUCGCCAGAUGCAUUAGUGCUGUAUACUUCACUUUACAUGUAUUAAUAAACAUGAUUUAUAUACUGUUCUAAAUUCGUACUCAUCAUGACAAGAUUUCCUGCUAUUGAAUGUCAUCAAUAAUAAGUGCUGCGGUACAUUUCAAGCGAGAAGCUGGAUCAUAUUUCACUUGCAAGGAAACUAUACUCCAUACGCGCCUGGCUAGUGAGCACGCAUCAGAUCGCCGUAUAAACAUACAUAUCUGAUAUCUUCUACACCGACUGAUCGAUCAAACGGUAUUUAUAUAAAACGAACGAUAUGAUAUGGUUGUUUAUAGUUGAAAUGUAUCCUGUCCGAUAUUCAAAACAAAGGAUUUAUUUUAUAACGCGAUCCUUUGAUUUCCCAACUGAAGUACUGAACAUCGCCAACUGUGCAUAUAAAAACAAUAGUGCUGUUUUGACUGUGAAUUACAGUAAGCACAGGAUUAAAACCCGUUAUUCCUUUUAUUUACAUUGCUGAAACAGCUCAACGAUCAAGAAUGAUAUAUGUCGAAGUACAGCUACAGUAUACAGUGUAUCGGUGCGUGCGGUACAACUUGAAUAUCUAGGACGAUAUAUGCACUAGACUAAAUUAUAUCAUAUAUUGCAGUAAACAUUAUAAAUCUUAUAAAGACCUUUCAUUGGCAUUGGUAUUAAUGCCCAGGCAUUUGAAGAAUAAUCCAACUUAAAAUCCAGCUUCAUUCGACUUGUAUAAUGCCUCUACUGUGAGUCAUCAAUAUUUAAAUCAACUUUAGGUCUUUAAUCUUUAUCGUAUAUAUACCCCUAUACUGUGUCGUAACUGUAAUUGAAGUUUUAGAAGUUUCACCAAACGAUACUUCGUAACUGUAAGCAAACAAACUAUCUAUCAGUAUCAAUAGAAACUUUAAAAGGCUUAAUAAAACUCAUUAAGUAAUUCUAUGAGCGAGACUUGGUGCGCAUACUCAGUUUAUGAAUUAUGUAUAUAUAAAUAUAUAUCCCUGGACCCUGAUAAGAUAAAACGUAUAUAUAGGGACACUUCGUACCAGAUAUAAUAACAAAUACUUUGCUAAAUCUUUUCGGAUAUCAUUCCUUUGCAUUCAGGGUGGGAGGGUGAAUGGCGAUAGCUAUAAUUUAUUAUAGGAGAUUCUGUGCAAUAUUUUGGCUCCACAAAGACGUAGUCGUGAAGACAAAAACACGGUGCACUGUCGAGUGUCGAUUCCAAACAAUUUUGUCAGUCGCUUUUGAUACCUCUAUUUUACAAAAUUUAUACCGUUUCCUUUCUAUAUGACAACAAUUCAAUGGCAUAUUAUAAGAAUAUUGUAAAUAUCUGAACCCGAGGCAGAGCCAGGACAGAAACGUACGUAUGAAAUGAAAAUAUUGCGCCCGAACCCCGAGAGAAUAUUAAAAACGCAAAUAUUUCAAACAAUACGGUCAUACGUUUUCGUUGCUUGAUUUGCUGACUUGUCUGUUAGUACAAGAAUCUGCAUUUUACCAUGUUUGUAUAAUUUAAAACGGCAAACAGAAACCAAUUUUACGGUGGCCCACAGGUGUCAGUACACACACAAAAUCGAAUACCGAAACCAAAGUCAAAAACGUAAUUCUAAACUUAAAACACUAGUCCAAAUUAUCAACUCACAAUUCCAAAUUAUCAACUCACAAUUCCAAAUUAUCAACUCACAAUUCCAAAUUCUCAACUCACAUUCCAAAUUCUCAACUCACAAAUUAAAAUUGUCAACUCACAAUUCAAAAUUGUCAACUCACAAUUCAAAAUUAUCAACUCACAAAUUAAAAUUGUCAACUCACAAUUCAAAAUUAUCAACUCACAAUUCAAAAUUAUCAACUCACAAUUCAAAAUUAUCAACUCACAAUUCAAAAUUGUCAACUCACAAAUUAAUUUUACGGUGGCCCACAGGUGUCAGUACACACACAAAAUCGAAUACCGAAACCAAAGUCAAAAACGUAAUUCUAAACUUAAAACACUAGUACAAAUUAUCAACUCACAAUUCUAAACUUAAAACACUAGUCCAAAUUAUCAACUCACAAUUCCAAAUUAUCAACUCACAAUUCCAAAUUAUCAACUCACAAUUCCAAAUUCUCAACUCACAAUUCCAAAUUAUCAACUCACAAUUCCAAAUUCUCAACUCACAAUUCCAAAUUCUCAACUCACAAAAAAUUGUCAACUCACAAUUCAAAAUUGUCAACUCACAAUUCAAAAUUAUCAACUCACAAAUUAAAAACUCAUUUGCCCAGGCCACCAGUGUUUUCGCGCACAACAUGGCCGUACAGAAUCUUUUGUGGCUGCGAUUGUGGCAUGUUUUGUUCAUCAUGCGGUUACAACUUAGAGGAAACGUUUAAUUUUUGCCCAAAUUGCGGUACAAGAGCUGCACGUCCAUCGGCGGAGGGUGAGACAGAUUCCACUACAGUGCAUUCUGAAGCUGACUGUGAGAAAGAAGCAAUUGAAAGUUACUUCUUUGCAGGGUAUGAAUACGAUACAAUACUAUGUUUCCUAAGUAAGCAUCAUGGCAUCACUAUGUCAUUGUCGACACUUAAAAGGCGUUUAAAGCAGUAUGAACUAAAAAGAAAAACAGGCGACGAAGUAAGCGAUAAUGAGCUUAUGGAGAUUAUUAGGAAAGAAAUCGAUGGGCCAAGCUGUGUUUCGGGAUAUAGAACAUUAUGGCACACUCUUCGUCUUAAAUAUAGAAUGUGUGUUCCACGAGCUCGUGUGCAAGCAUUACUGAAGGAGAUAGAUCCUGUUGGAACAGAGCAACGGAAGCGUCAUAGGCUGAAAAGAAGAGAAUACAAAUCCCCUGGACCAAACCAGUGCUGGCAUGUUGACGGCUACGACAAACUGAAGCCAUUUGGAUUUCCACUACAUGGCGCCAUAGAUGGUUAUAGCCGUCGCAUGCUAUGGUUGAAGGUUACAAGAACUAAUAGUAACCCAGCUGUAAUUGCUAAAUAUUAUCACGACUGCAUCGAGGAGUUAGGUGGUUGCCCAAGAAUUUUAUCAACAGACCCUGGCACUGAAAAUGUUGAAAUAGCAACCUUGCAGUGUUAUCUGAGAGGUGAUGGUACAGAUGACUUUGCCGGUGAAAAGGCGCAUCGUUAUGUUGCAUCAACAGCAAAUCAGCGAAUUGAGUGCUGGUGGUCCAGUUUGAGACGAAGUCGUACAUCAUGGUGGAUAAACUUUUUUAAGGAUUUAUCUGAAAGAGGGGUGUACAUAAGUGGUAACAUUUAUCAUAAUGAAUGUCUUUGGUUUUGUUUCAAUGAAAUUCUACAACAGGACUUAGAUUUUUUCAGGGUUCAUUGGAACACUCAUUACAUUCGUCAAUCAAGACACGAUACAAUCGCAGGGAAACCUGACGAACUUUUUUUCUUGCCUGAAACCUUUGGAG